UGAUUCGAAAUAACUUGGCAAUCAUUUUUGAUGGAUUAUAUUUUUUGGAACGAUAGCGCGUUGAUCUUAAAGAAAAUCAAAGCCGUGAAAAACCCGUGAAUUCAGAGCGAAGUCAUUGACAUAUAACGUGACGUUUAGUAAUUGGCUGGCUCAGCUACCAAUUUUGAUAACCGUAAGAGUUUAAAAUAAACUUGGUAACAUGCAGAUACUCACUUCAGACACAUCGCACGACUAUACAACAUCCAAAUAAAGGAAUUCAGUAGUCUGGGACCGAAUUCAGAAAUACAGAUAAAACUAACAGACAUAAUAAAUAUUGGCAACUAGUGGGUAGUAUAAAAGGUAUCUGCCAGACAGAGGGAACACUAUUCGACGUUUAGACAAUCAUGAGUGACAGUAAAAGAGUGGCAAUCAUCGGUGCAGGGGCAAGCGGACUUGCAGCGAUAAAGGCCUGCUUGGAUGAAGGACUCAAACCAGUAUGUUUCGAAAGGGAUGGAAGCAUUGGGGGACUAUGGAACUACACAAGCGAAACCACGCCAGACCACGCGAGUGUUUACAAAUCUUGUACGAUCAAUACAAGUAAAGAAAUGAUGGCUUUUAGUGACUUUCCCGUCCCAGCUUACUUCCCGGCAAACAUGCCCCAUAAUUAUGUCUUAGAAUAUUUCAAAAUGUACGCGGAAAAGUUCCAGCUCUUGCCGUAUAUCAACUUUAAUCGCACCGUUGAUUCCGUGCGUCCCGCUGACGAUUUCAAAGCAACUGGUCGCUGGAAGGUAACAACACGGAAUUCAGACGCGGCGGAGUUCGAAUCCAAGACGGAGGAAUAUGACGGAGUGAUGGUUUGCAGUGGACACCAUUGUAUACCCCAUCGACCGCAUUUCCCAGGGAUCGGGCGGUUUCGAGGACACGUUAUCCAUUCCCAACAAUACAAAACACCAGAUAUCUUUACCGACAAAAAAGUUCUAAUUAUAGGAAUGGGUAAUUCGGCAGUUGAUAUUGCCGUUGAUGCAAGUCACGUGGCCGACGAGACUUACGUCAGCACGAGACGCGGGGCUUGGGUAAUUAGUAGGAUGGGUCCACUUGGGUAUCCCGCAGACAUGUUGGCUAACAGCAGGGCGAUGUUCUCAAUGCCAAUGCAGUCACUAGAAUGGAUGGUAGAAAAGAUGGCGCAGUUUAAAUUCAGUCAUGAGAUGUACGGUGUGAAACCAAAUCACGGAGCCCUCCAAGCGCAUCCGACAAUAAACGACGAGCUCCCACACCGGAUAGUGUCCGGAAAAGUCCGAAUCAGGCCGAACAUAGACCACUUUACCGAGAACAGUGUCGUUUUUGAAGAUGGCACUGAGAUCGAGGCUGAUGUUGUUGUCAUGGCAACUGGGUAUCACUACGAAUUUCGAUUUAUUGAUGAAAAAGUUUUGAAGGUCGAAAGAAAUGAAACAUCUCUUUAUAAAUACGUCUUCCCACCACAUCUGAAACAUCCAACGUUAGGGAUCAUUGGAUUGGUGCAGGCUAUAGGGGCAGCUAUGCCAAUCGCAGAGAUACAAUCUAGAUGGGUGACGCGAAUUAUAAAAGGAGAUAAUAGUUUACCUAGUAUGGAAGUCAUGUUCCACGAUAUAGUGAGGAAGAAGCGUUCGAUGUCCUCUCAGUACACCCCUUCACAGAGGCACACUCUCCAAACUUUUUGGAUUAAAUACAUGGAUGAGAUCGCAAACGAGAUUGGAUGUAAACCCGACCUCAAAAGGAUGUUUCUAGAAGAUCCGAUGUUUGCGUUUCGGUGCUGGGCGGGUCCUUGCGUCCCUGCGCAAUACCGGCUCUGUGGACCCGGGGCCAAAUUCGAGACUGCAAAAGAAACGGUUAUGAACGCUUUUCAAAAUAUACGUGACAGUUUCAACACACGGCAAAAACCCAUACCGAUUGCCAAAACCCAGAUGUCAUUUGUCAAACGUGACUUUACGAAAAUCACUCCGCCGCUGUUUAAACAAAUGGUUUUACCCCCUGCAUUUAGAGGAAAAACAACGGAAGAGCGACAAUGUAGAGAUUUAAUGAAAUUGAUUCGUGCUUCAAAGAUGGCUACAGCUAUGGAACUUGAAACGUACUCUACACUAGAGCAGCAACAUAUGGACACUAGGCAUGAAACUCUAAUCAGAAAACAAUGCCGCCAAUUUGAAAACAGUCCCUUAGUUUCGACCAAGAAGAGUGAUAGUGCAACUAGUUACGUUCUGCUUUUAGCUUGCUUAACAAGUAUUUUCGUCAGUGCUCUCUUCAACUUGUUAUUUCGAUUUUAGUAACAUAGAAUAGAUCAACACGUGAUUGUCUCUGUAUGAAAUUAUGUAGUUCCGCAUUGAAGUGUCCUGGAAAUGGUGCCAAAUAUUUCAUAGCCACACUGGCCAAAAAUGAUUAAAUUCUGGAUUUAUUUUCAGACAAAGGCUUGACAAUUUUCCAAAUCUAUCCCUCGUCCAGUUUGCGCCAACACUGUUACGAAUAAGCUCACAUGUCCCAUUAGUUGGUACCAAGAAUCAAGCGAAAUCUUAAUCCCUCCUUGAUCCUCUAUAUGCUUUUUAGCUUUGUAUGAACCUAGAAAGAUAGCGUUUCUGUGACUAGCUUUUUAACCCCAAAUUAUUCCAAACUAAAAUUAACUUUGUAAUAGGGAGUACUUUGAUAUGAUCCCUUGCAUAUGCUCAAUCUUGUUCUUUGUUGCCAAAUAUGGCUAGAGAUUGUAUAAUAAAACUGCGCAUGCGUCAUUCGUGUGGCAUUGACAAUGAAACCACUGUCAAUGCCAGUCUUCGUUACGAACCGAAGGACACGGUCAAUGUCAAAAAUGAGUGUAUAUAAUUAAAUUAUAGCACCACACUAGCUAACAGCCCAUAAAUGUUUGAUUAAUAUAAGCGUGUCUCGUCAAAUCAUAAACCAGACGUUAAAUCUAAUUUUGUAUUAUUUAUUCAAUAUAAUUGGAUCAUCUUUCGUACAUAUCUGUUUGAAGUCACGUUGUUUGCCAUGCAUGUUAACUGGACACUAAAAUAUAUUAGAUCAGAGGAUGAUUUAAUAUCAGUGAGAUCAGUACAGGGGAUCUAAAUUUUACCUGUGCAAACUG
This is a messenger RNA of Owenia fusiformis, 3082 nucleotides long. The record is from the annotation of a GenBank genome assembly. NCBI's taxonomy places the organism in Eukaryota, Metazoa, Annelida, Polychaeta, Sabellida, Oweniidae.